Gallus gallus (chicken) is the source of this 10711-nucleotide messenger RNA. It is a transcript of the gene CD151, whose product is annotated as CD151 molecule (Raph blood group). Gene Ontology annotation, cellular component: membrane. NCBI's taxonomy places the organism in Eukaryota, Metazoa, Chordata, Aves, Galliformes, Phasianidae. The transcript has 9 exons. Bases 7745 to 8503 code for a protein of 252 amino acids. The record is from RefSeq and is a predicted model, not a curated record.
CCCUCUCCGCUCGGCAGGUCGGGGCGCGAGGCGGCGCGGAGCACGGCGGUCCGGCGCGCUGCCGCUGAGGGGUGAGGCGGGGCGCCCCGAAAUGGCGGACGCACGGGGUGUGAGGGGGGAGCGGAGCGGAGCGCGGGGCUCCCCGUGGCCGUUUCGCUGUGUGGCGCGGGGCGGGAAGGGGCGAAGGGGCAGCGUGUGCGGGCUGCCGGCCGGGAGGCGGCGUGUGUGUGGUGCCCGUCUCCGGUCUCCGAGGGCCGACUCUGGUCACGGGGCUGCUUCCCUUCCCCGUGGGCUUUGCAGAACUUCCCACAGGCUUUUCCAGUUUGAAAGGUGUUUUCAUGUCUUGCUCUUAGUUAAACUUGUAGGGCUGCUAGAGGCAGAGGAUGGGGAGAGUGGGGCCGAUUAGGAGUCCGGGCGGUGUCCCGUUGCCUUCACGUGGGGAGCUGUGUCAGUGCUGGUGAGGGGUUGUUGCAACGCUGUGUGUCCCUCGCCAUGAGGGGCUCUCCCGGUAGUCGCUGCUGUGUCGUCUUACAAAGAAUGCAAACUGCUGUACGUUUAACAGCAUAGUAAAAUCUGAUUUUUCUCAGGGACACCGAUGAUCAACCUGUUGCAGUAUCUUGCUGCAUCUUGACAAUUACUUAGCCCUAGAAGUUUAGGCUAGCCCAUAGCAUCCCUUAAAGUGCCCUUCCCUCAUCUCCCUCACUCGCUGCUGUUCUUUCUGUGAGAGCUUAAGCGGUGUCUGCUAGAACAGGGGGUCAUUAAAUGUCAUCGCCCACCAGAGGUGGUGCCCAGGGGCUGCCAUGUUCUUGAACCAGUUCUGAAACAAGUCCCUUUUUCAAAACAUGUUUCCAUUGCCACGGGUGAGGCUGUUGCCUGGGCUCUUAAGGGGUCUUUGGUGCUAUAGAUGCUGUCUGGGUGUUGCUGGAGCUGGAGAGUCUCUCAGACAGAUGUCCUUCCCCAUCCUGCUUGACUAUUACUGCUAUCAAACAAUGGUUGCUUGAGAUGAAGAGAGCAUAUAGGCUGAGGCGAAGAGGAAAGGAACUGUUUCAAAGAUGUCUCAGCACUGAGCAAGUCAGUAAGUCUGGCCGUGGACAAAAUGAGUGACAGGCUGAGCAGGACUGCUUGCACAUUAGAGGCGACUAAGUUCAUAUAAAGUGAGUUCCUGGUAGUCUUUAGCAUAAACUGGGGUCUAAUUUCCUAGCAUAACCUCAGGCUUUCAUGAGUAAAACUACCAUUUUAAGGAGAUCUCUUUGACACCUUUGUUUGAUGUAGUGUAUCAUUUGUCUGUGUGGGGAGUGGCUCUUCACUAAGCUCUAUUUCAUAGAAAACAAGAAGGAGCUGUCCUUCAUGCUAAACAUAGUUAAGAGCUGUGGCACUCUACUAGAGGAUGCUAUAGGUAACAAAAAUUUACAUGAGCACGAAGUAAACUAGAAAAGCAGGUGCAAACGUUUUUCUGAAGGAGUUUGUAUACAGGACAAGACCCCAGUUCAAAAACUGUUGGGAGCUUGGGAAUAUUUGGGGCAACAUCACUUAGACUUUACCUGAGGCAUCUGAUGGCAGGUCCCUGUCAAAGAGAGGUGUCCUGCAUGUGUGGGUCUUUGCUCUGGCUUGCUGUAGCUGCUCUAAGAUGCUUGUAUUUCAAGUCAUAUAUCCUUGCUGAGAGCUUGGGUUGUGAGUGGGAGCAGCUGGCAGCCUUUGAGCUCUUCUGUGUAAGUACCCUGAGAUUACACCCUUGCUCUGUAGUGUCCUGAUGUCCUUGUGUUCCUGUUACGGACAUCUUCUUGUCCAUGUGCCUUAUUGCUGCAAAACCCUUCUUGUUCUGAAACUUCCAUCAGCUACCCAAUGCAUGUGACUUCUGUUAAAUAAUAGCCUAGUUUCUUGGUAGAGUCCUUCUGUAAUGGGGGAGAACCACUGGUCUCAGCUGCCUGGUGAAAGUCCUGGCAGUCCCUGCUCUACAUUGGCCUCAGUAAACAAUAAGAACGUAUCUUUUCUGUUUGUUUGGAAUAAUGUCCCAUGUGUGACGGCUGUUCAUGUUUCACCCUGGAGUCCAAAGUGGUUAGUCCUUCCUGCUAUAUGGGUUUUUUUUUGUGUGCUUAACAGCCACAUUUUCCUCCUAUCUCAAGGCAGGUGUACUAUGGGGGAACUUGCUUUUAGGAACAGUGCCAAGAGGAGAGCACUGAAUAGGAGGAGCUUUGAUAGCUUGACUGGAACUGUGGCUCUCCUUCUCUUGAACUCAUUAUAGAAGCCAUCUUCUGAGUUACCAAAGAGCACCACCCUAAAAAGAUUUUUCAGAAAUGCUUUGGCUUCCCAGCCUUGUGCAGAAGGAAAGCCAGAAGGAAAGCGAGCAGGAAACAGGCGCAGCAAUUUGGCCUAAGUCUGUGUUUGAGGUAAACACGACCACAUUUCCUGCCCUUCAGGGUUUCACUCAAUGAUUUGUGCUGUCAUUAGUGCUGUGUAGGAUGAACAGCAGCAGCCCUUUGCAGCAUUGCUUUUCCUUUUGUUGCCAGGUAGUUCUACUAAAAGCAAAACAAGGCUUGUUCUGUCAGACUGCAGCACGGCACGGGAGAGAUGAACUGCCUCACUUCACUCCCGUUGACUGCCAACCCCUUGCAGCCUAUGCAGCAUCAGCAGCUUUGCUGAUCAGCAUCAGGUUUUGUGGCUGUGACCCUGCUAGCGCAGUUUGGCAUGCUGUCUUGCCAUGUACUGCCUGUGUUGUUCCUGCUUGUCUGCAGAAUUGUGUUCCUCUCUCUUCCCACGGCCCCUUUUCUUCCUCCAAACAACAGACGACGCAUCCAGCCUUAAGUGACUGCUGCCAUACUGCUGUUGUGCUGGCUUAUGCUUCAUGUUGCUUCUUUGUGUGUACGUUAAGGCAUACGUUGUCGAAGUCCUGGCUCUGCAAAGGACAUUUCUGGUGUGGCCUCCUCGAAUUUUUGCUUUUGGGUGUGAGAGAUUCUUCAGCAAGGGGGUGGAAGAAAGCUGCUUGUAUCCCUUUGUGAAGCAAAAAGGCUAGGUGGGGGUGGCCAGUGGCAUGGUAUCUAUCUGUUAAGAAGUUUCCAAGGAACAUUCCGUAUUAUUCACAGCUAGUCAAAGUUAUAGUGCAAAUCUGGCUGUUUCCUUUGCACAUACACAGAUCAAGAAACAAUUCUCUUGCUUGUGAGCAAGCCCUGAAGGGGUUGUGAGCUAUGUGAACCGUAGUUGGUUGACCACUGGUAAAUUCACUUCUGUGAAGUCUGGCUUCUGUUUCAAACAAUCUCAUCUGGCAUUUCCACGUCUCUUAUAAUGCAAUCAUCCUGUUCCUGUGAUUUUUCUUGUGCCUUCUGCCUAAGAAUAAAGCUUUGAAAGAUAAAAUGUGGAAGUACCAAAUGUGAAAAAUAAAAGAAGGGGAGCUUUGCUGUUUCAUGUUUCAGUCUACUGCUACUGUCCUCAGUGGCUUUGUCAGUCCGACUCUUUAAAGCUCAUGAAAAGACCCUCCUGCUGUACCUCUGCUCCUGGACUUAAUACUAGGUAUCUCCAGCUGCUCCCUGACCACUUGUAUCAACAGCUGAGGUUGUGGAAAGCUGGAGGGAGGGUGACUCCUGGAAAUUACAGCACAUCCCUGCUUCCUUGGCUGUGAGGAAUAGGAAUCAAGUCUUCCUGGUUGUUUAAAAUCCUCUGGAUCCUUCUGGUGAAGACCAGGUCUCCUUCCUUCCCUCUUCUUCAUCUUUCCUUUCAAAGUCUGAACACGAUUUUUCUCUUGCUGCAGCAACAAUCACUUUGGCAGAGCUUUCCCCCACAGUGGUGACCAUCUCUCCAAUCUGGGAGAAACGCCCCUUUCCCUGUGCCUGAAGCUCAAGUGAAGAGGGAGACAUUGGAAGAGAAGAGCUGCAGGAUGCAGAUGAGGUGAUCUGUGAGGUCUGCAGAGAGCACCUCGCACCAUCCCUCCCGAGGGCACAGGAGCCAUUCGCUGCCAGCUCUUGGCAGAUAUCAGCACUGUAAUAGCAGCACUGAUGAGCAUCCCGGCAGUGCUCUGCUCCUUCCCGCCUGUCAGGCUCCUCUGCCUGUGAUCUCAACAGCCUGGCAUCUGGGAGAAUGGUUUCAAUCAGGCCUAUUAAUCCCGAGUCCUGGCUGCUAUACCGUAAUAAAAUUCUAGGCAGAAUGAGCGGGAGGAUAAUUGCUGUUUUGCAGUCCUGAUAUUUCAUGUCAAAAUAAGAGAGGUCGGAGCUGCAUUUGUGUAUGAGUGGCUCAGUCUGUGUUUCCCACGCAAAUUGCUCUUGCUACUGAGGUGCUUAUGGUUCUUCCCUGCUAGCUGGACAUGUGCCAGGGGUAGAAAGGGUGCAAACUUAAGUAACUGGUGGUACAUGUAUGUGUGUAUAGUGUGCGUUUUUUGAUGCCAGCAGUGCUGGCUGGUAGUGGUAUUUAUCUAGAGGGAUGGGGAAGGACAUCAAGAAUUAAUGUUCUGCAGGGGUUUAUGAAAUACUUAGCAGCUAUAUAGCUUCACUUGGAUGUUGACCCACAGCCACUGUCAGCAGAGUACAGACCACCAAAUAUAGUUUGAAUCGUGUAGUGAGCUCCACGGUACCAAUUGUAGGCUGCAUCCAUGCGGGCUGCCACUGAGUUGCUUAUCAUACCUACUGCUGAGUGUGAGUGUAAAAGGCGAGAGCGCAUCCAAGUGAGGAUGUGGGAAGCAGCGUGGUGAGAGGAAACAAAACAAUCUUGGGAAAGGCUGGAAAUGAGAAGCGUGGGAGGCGUGAGGAGGGAUAUUGCUAAGAACCACAGGUUGUUCCUGCUCGUUUUCCUGACAAAGGCCAUUAUUGCUGAGCCAGAAAUAGGUGACAUCAAAGCCUUGGCACUGGCUGUUUCUUAUCUACUGCUGGUACUGGGUCUGAAUGCAGAAGGAGCAAAGUUCACUUCUGCAGCCCGGGGAAACAGCAGUGCAGGGGGAGCUGGGGCAGCAGAAAGAGUUGCCAGGCCCUACCUGGAUGUGGGUACUCAGAUGGAGUUUAUCCCUGUAGCUGCGGACUGAAGAAACCACUAGUGGGAGCAGAUUGCUGCUCUUGUGGGACAAGGAGGGGCAGUCAGGAAGGUUGACAGCUUGGCAGCUGUUUAGAUAGCAAUUAUGGCUUACCAGCCUCAUAUACACAGAGGAUUUUAGGUUUGCACUGGCUCUGUUUAUUUAGACUUUCAGCUCUGUACAUCACCCAGCAAACUGGUCACUUGUGGCCAUAACUGGACUGCAAACAGUGGACUAUUUGACUUUUCCAUUGGUUAAAUUCACCUCAACCAAGAGGUGUUUGGGGUAGGAAUUUCUGGAGGGGAGUUUUCUGUUGUGUUUGAGCCUUGAUGACCUCUUGUCUGCUAAUCUGCCAGAGCAAGAGCAGCAGUGUCUGCACGGUUGUCUUCAGAGAGGUCACAGAUCCUCAGUGACCUCAACAGUCCAACAUUAGAGAAAAUAAGGGGGAAGCACAGAUCCAGUCCAUUUUACACACUGUGGGGGCCAGCAUGUGGAUGCCAUUCAUGCUGGCAUGUCUGGCAUGCCAGCCUGUGAGUGUGGAGGAGGCAGGCGUGAGUCACAGCUUGUGAAUGUCAGUAUCUCUUCUUAGCCUUGGUGGAAUCCAGAAGGGAGGAGUUCAUGCCCCCAUAUCAUCCCCCACGUUGCCCUGGAGACAGAGGUGAUGUUUCAUUUUGCUUCAUGGUGGCUGUAAGCUGCAGGCAGAGCUCCAGGGGUGACUGCAGGGAGCCGCCUAUGCUGUCCAUCUGUUCCUUAAAUAUAAACUCUGCACGUGUUUGGGGAAGUGUUGGGCUUUGUGCUUGUCAGUACAAUCCGUUCAGCACAGAAGGGGUGGUUCUGGUGCAGUGUGGGAGCACUGCUGGCUGAGGAGUGGUACCAGCAGCUAGCAGAAAAAUGUGCUCAGUUGCCCUUAGGUCUCCCCUCACUAUACAGAGAGCAGAGCAGCCCUCUCUCACCCCUGUGAGAGAUGCGGCUUAGACAGGGGGUCUGCGAGAGGUAUGAUGGGUGAUUUGUGAUUUGCCACAGCCUGCUGUAGCCUUCUUUCGACUCUUAUGCAUAGGAGCUCUUUCUACAUUUGGGGAGGAGGGACUGUUGGGCUGCUAACUGCUGUGCCUCUGAGUCGUGGGUUGCUGUCUCGUUCCUGCUGCUGAGAGGGGAACGUAAAGCAUAUUGCUCAGCUCCUGUGCUGUGCUGGGGAAUGAGCCUAACAAAGCCUGCUCUGUUCAUUGCCUGCUCGCCUGGGCUUCCCUCUGGUGUGUUCCCAGGCAGGAAAAAAGGGAAUUUGAACCACUGUACUUACAAGAAGGAAAAAUCCAGCUACUGACCUCCCAGGCUGUUAGCCUCAGAGUUGGUCAGGGUGUUGGGGAAAUGUGGUCCUUGACUCACAGCUGUGCUGUAAGGGAAGGAAAAGCAGACAGCUGCAGGGGAACACGCUGCUUUCUCUAGUGUCAAGAUGUUUGCCAUCUUCCCAUCGCAGAGGAAAAAAUGCUCUGCUGCUUUUUACAGAGUGCAAAGUAGUAGUCCAAAGGCUGAGCAUAUGCCAGUGACAUUUGGAGAGGCUCCCAAAGGAACUAAAUAUGUGGUUACUCCCAUUUCUUGAAGUGUUUUUUUGAGUCUUCGUGCUAUUGGAGAGUUAAUCCAAGUUGUCCCAGAUGGGUAGAAUGGACUACUUCAAGCCUUUAAAAUUAUAACAUUUAAAAUAGUGGGAAGUCAAACAAGAUUAUAUGGUCCCUCUAGAUGUGAAAAUUGGCUCUGCAGGGAGAGGAAACAAAAAAGGGGGAUUACGUAUCAAACUCCUUUUAAGCAUUCCUGUAGCAAGGCUUGUUCGUACAGUGCUGGAAUCACCUGAAGGCGCGUUGAUGAAGUAAUCCAUGGCAGGGUUUUUCAGCUGCAUCUGAAGUGCAGCCGCAGUGUGCUGACACCUGUUAGAGGAGCCCUCUUCCAUUUUCUUACCCAGAUGAAGCAGAAGACACUAACAGACACCCUCCAAAGCCCAGCACAUGUCUCAGCUGAUUAUAGCUCUGUGCCCUUUGUGAAGCCGCUGCCUGCCCUUUGCCUGUAGUUUGAAUGAAGCAGGACGGAGUACCUUUGUGAGCCCAGCUCCCAGUGCUAGCUCUGGCUGACGGCUAGGGGGUUUCUUUACAGCCUGCUGGAGCGUGCUUUGGGCUUGGGGACUGCUUUUUGCCCUUGCCUUCAGCCUUGGCAAAGGGCCGGCAAGUAAUUGCCUUGACGACAGCCUUCUCCUUCCAGUUAUUUAUUCACAUGCUGACGCCUCCCUGCCAAGUUUUCAGGCUGAUCUGAAAACAGCAGCAUAAAUGGUGGGGUGGAAGGGGGAGAAAUGUUGUUUUUUUGGCUGGAGGUUUGUUUGAUUUUUUUUGCUGGAAGAACGAUCCUUCCUCAAUGCAGCCUCGUGCAGUGUGGAUUGGGUGUUUUCAGUAUUGCUUCUAUAGCAACCGGAAAGAGACGGCUCCUAUGGACUGGGCUCUCAGCUCCACAGAAUGAAAAGUCACUUAAUUUGCCCUUGGUUGUGCUUGAUAUUUGAUCUGGCUCUAGCAAAGUGUUUUUAGCUCUGAAAAUGGAUAGAACUCCUGUAAGCGUUCGAGCACUCCAAAGUGGACCACUUAGAGCUGUCUGCUUUCCCAGAUCCAGCAGGGGACCGGAGCCAGAGGUGAAAAGGAAGCUUUUGAAGAGUGCUGAAGAUCUGCAGUGGUUCUGUGGAGUGCUUUGGUAGGGAAAGGAAUUUGCUAAGCCAGAAAGAUGCGUGAAUAUACUGAGAAGAAAGAAACAUGUGGGACUAUCUGUCUCAAGUACCUGCUUUUCAUCUUCAACUUUUUUUUCUGGCUGGCUGGCGGGGCUGUGAUGGCAGUGGGCGCCUGGACCCUGGCUAAGAAGAGCGACUACAUCAGCCUGCUCUCUUCUAGCACAUAUUCAGCUACUGCUUAUAUUCUGGUGGUGGCAGGGGUGGUUGUGAUGGUUACUGGCAUCCUUGGCUGCUGUGCCACCUUCAAGGAGCGUCGGAAUUUGCUAAGAGUGUAUUUCAUAUUGUUGCUGUGCAUCUUUCUCCUGGAGAUCAUUGCUGGAAUCCUGGCCUAUAUCUACUACCAGCAGCUGAGCACGGAGCUGAAGGAAAAUCUGAAGAACACCAUGACUGAGAAGUACCGCAAAGAGGGAGAAGAGAGAGUGACCAGUGCAGUGGACAAACUGCAGCAGGAGUUCAAGUGCUGUGGGAGCAACAACUACACAGACUGGGCUGACAGUAUGUGGAUCAAAUCUCCAGAGGCGAGUGGACGGAAAGUUCCUGACAGCUGCUGUAAGACAAUAACCGUCCUGUGUGGCCGAAGGGACCAUCCUUCCAACAUCUACAAGGAGAAUGGUUGCAUUACCAAGCUGGAAAACUUCAUUCAAGAACAUCUGAAAAUUAUUGGCAUAGUUGGGAUCAGCAUUGCUUGUGUGCAGAUCUUCGGGAUGAUUUUCACUUGUUGCUUGUACAGGAGUUUGAAGCAGGAGCCGUAUUAAUAGCUGUGGGAACUCUGUCAGCUCCCCCUCUGCCACUUCCCUUAGUGCCUGCCAACCUCACCACCCUCCACCACCACCACAGAAGUGUCUGCAAGCUGAGGACUUCGCUCUAAUUAAAUGCCUUACCUGCCCCUUUUGAGGAAAGUCACCCUCCUUGUUGUGCACAAGGCAGCCAGGAAUUCAGCAGGUCCUCUUCAUUGUCAAGAAACAGAAGAGUUGUGGAUCUUCUGCUAGAAGCUUUAGCAAAACAGUCCCUUGAUGUAACUAUGAAGCAAGAUUUAUCUAGGGCCAUUUCUCUUGGGGCUCUUCCUGAGCCAACGUGAAGGUAUUGGGGUGCUACUCAGGAACCACAGUUUGCUUUCUGAGAAGUGGCUCAGCAGAGCUGGGCACUGACUGUGAGGACAGAUGAUGUUUCUGCGCUGAGCUGGAACCAAAUCUGAGUCUCUCAGACACAGAAGAUUUGUCAUUCUCCCCCCAGCCCGUGCACUGAUGUCCUAACACAGCUGUUCUCCACCUGAGAAGAUGCAUGUCUGGUUGCGUGGGGCAGGAAUUGCACCCUGUGCUGAUCAGGAGCACAACUUGGGACUGUUGAAAUCCUGUUGCGGCUCUAAUGUUGUCAAGAUCUGGGUGGGUGCCUUAGUAUUUCUCAGCAAUCCUUCCUCCUCUUCCUUGAAGCUUCCCUGCAACACAGUGCCAUUAGGAGCCACAAGAAGCCUUUUGCCGCCUAGCAAUUCUAGAGCCAAAGACAUUGGACUGCUUUCUAAUUCUUUUGGGUCUAGUGUUUUUCAGUUAGUGGCUUCCGGUGUGAAUGAGAAAGCUCAAAGAGUUGUUUCCUGCGUGUCCCCUGCUGUGGUUUGGCAAAGAGCUGGUCUGUCAGUGGAGCUGAUAUAUCAUGCUACACUUUGGCCUGUUUGGUUAGUGGAAAUGCCUCAUCACAUUUCUUACAUGUUGAGAGACACCCUGGGCUUGAUGCUCUAAUUAAAACCUCCGCGCUUGCCUCUCUUGGGUGGAAAAUGAAUAUAUACAAAUGUUGGAUCAGCCUCCAAAGAGCUCAUUAAUCAGCUGAGGGUUUUCUGGCUUUAAUGAGAUCUGGAAGCCCACUUUCCAGACUGUCCCAGCAGUAAACAGUAGAGUCGGCUUCCCCUCGGUUGCUCCAGUGUAUUUGGUAAAUUGGUAGUGCUGGCUUUAACUGGCUGUUUAAUUAAAUAGAUUUAAUUAAAUGUUAUCUCUGCACUGGGAUCCUGGUUACAUACAGGGCUUAAAUGCGACUGCUGCCAUGGAAUUGGUGCCACUGUUAUGCCAACAAGGUCUUAGCCUGGAUUUGUAGGACCUUGGGAGCCUCAGCUGUCCUGAGGGAAUUGAUAGUUUUCUUCCUAAUCAUCCUGGAAAGGGUGCUCAUCAAGAAGUCUGCUUGGUAGAGCAGAAUUAUCUUGUUUUCACUUUCCUGACAUGCUUUGUGCACCCAUGGAGCAGAAAGAGCUGUAGGGAUUUGGGGUUUCUAAGCAGUGAAGAUAACGCCCUUCUAUAAGCCAGGCAAUUUACUCACCGUCUUGUCCUUUUGGUGGUGCCCCAUCCCUUGGCAGCACGCAUCAGCAAAAUCACCCAGAGCCCUGAAGGGUCUCACAGCUCUGUGGGGGGGUUUGAUUCACAGAGCAAUCCUGGACUGGUCCCUCAGAGGAGGCUGAAGGGUGACAAGUUAAAAUUCAGAGCAGGUAAAUCUGAAACUCCCCCAUCAGCAGGAGCACCGUGAAAUAAUCCCUAACACUAAUGCAAAAAGAGGUGGAGGAACUGAGGUGUAUCCGUUGUGCUACAGCAAUAGGAAAGAGGGAAGAGAAAUCUAAAUUAUUGUGUAAUGAUCUAAAGGAGAAAUCUCUAAAUUAUUUCUUGGUUUAUAUUCAAGUUCCUGACAAGUACUGACUACUAACUGAGGAAAAAUACUGAGCACGUUGCUUGAAGCAGUAUUUCUAGUUUCUUACACGUAUCUUCUUAGUUGCCUUUGCCUGUUUCCUUGAAGUGCAUUGUGCAGGGCUGGGAGAGGCCAGGAAGGAUGAGAUAUGAACAGAGCUGGCUUGUGUCCAUUGAGUUGUUUUAUACUUUUUCCUCUGUAUAAUAAUAUUCAUUGCUUUUUUUAUUGUAUUUUAACUCAAUUUAAGUUGCUGGCCAAUAGAAAAAUAAAGCUCUGUACUUAUUCUGUGUAGCAGAACCAAA